Molecule: messenger RNA, 942 nt
Organism: Brassica oleracea var. oleracea
Lineage: Eukaryota; Viridiplantae; Streptophyta; Magnoliopsida; Brassicales; Brassicaceae
Exons: 3
Coding region: 1-942 (313 amino acids)
Molecular function (GO): RNA-DNA hybrid ribonuclease activity; nucleic acid binding
Source: RefSeq, a predicted model, not a curated record
AUGAUGGUUAAAGAUCUCCUUCUCCCAAACCGUUCAGAAUGGGACACGAAGAAGAUAAAGUUCCACCUCCUUCAAUACGUCUCUACCAUCCAGAAGCUGACCCUGAGUACAAAUAAUCUAAAGGAUGAACGUAUCUGGCUCUUGGAGAAAUCGGAUGAAUACUCAACAAAAACUGGUUAUGCUUUGGCUAAACUAAACAGUGGGAACAUACAUGACUCCUUUAAUUGGAAGCAGUGCAUUUGGAACGUGAAGUGUUCUCCUAAUGGCCAAAGUGUGGGAUCUUCUCCCAGCAUCUUGCGUCCCGUCGAGAAGCUCAUGUCAUUCGAUGGAGGAUUUGCUCAAGGUGUGUACCAGAAUGUCUUUCUCGGAAGCAGACAUGGUGCUAAAGGCUAUAAAGAAUGCAAAGGAGGGGCAAUCAGCUACUCAAAAGCCGAAAAACCUACUGCUUCACCGAAAGACUCUAUCCGACCAACCAUUCCCGACUCUAUCUCUCCGACCAACCAUUCCCGCACUACGGUAACUGCCUCUCAUCUCUUCUCAGAUGCGGCUUGGAACAGUUCUAGUUGUGCUGGUGGUUUGGGAUGGGUGAUUAAAAGCUCAUCAGGAAACAUCCUCCUUCAUGGAAGCUCAGCAAAAAGAUAUGUGGCUUCAGCACUAGCUGCAGAAGCUCUGGCUUUAAAGGAAGGACUCUCAAAGGCCAUUUUGGCUGGACUAAAAGACAUUGUCUGUUCAUCAGACUCUAGAUGUUUAAUCCAAUUGCUCACAGGAAACAAAUCUGUGACUGCCAUCAAAGGGAUCCUCCAUGACAUUUGUGUGUUGAGCCGAUCCCUUAACUCUAUAUCCUAUCAUUUUAUGCCUCGUAGUUGUAAUGUGCAAGCAGAUGAACUUGCCAAAAACUCUCUGUUUCUGUUGUCAUGCAGUUCCGAUAACUCUGUUGUUUAA